ACUUUACACUUAACCUAACUUUUUUUUAGAAUUUGUUAUUAAAAUGGAUUUAACAAUAAUUGACGAUGAAAACGCGUUGGACGACGCAAAUGACUUGCUUAUUAAUUUUCCAAUCGACGUCCAAACAGCCAUUGAACAAAUUCUACCGAGUAACGAUCCUCUAGAUCAGCCCACUUUCAACACAAUCGACUACAUUAAUAGCUUAUUUCCGACGGAGCAGUCACUCUCAAAUAUUGACGAAACUGUCAGUCGAAUGGAGGAGAAGAUUCAGACGAUCGACAACGAAAUCAGCACAGUCGUUCGAGGGCAGACAACAGCCAGCCAGGACGGCCGACAGGCUCUCGACGAGGCGCAGCGUGUUAUCAGGGAGCUAUUCGUGCAAAUCAAGGACAUAAAGGGACGAGCGGAGAAGUCUGAGGAGAUGGUACGAGAAAUCACGCACGACAUCAAACAGCUCGAUUGUGCGAAACGAAAUUUAACUUUGGCAAUUACCACGCUGAACCACCUUCAUAUGCUGGUGGGGGGAGUGGAUACGCUUAAAUCGCUUACAGAGAAACGACAGUACGGCGAAAUAGCGCUACCCCUACAAGCGAUAAGCGAAGUGAUGGCCCACUUCGAAAACUACACGGAUAUUCCGCAAAUCAAGAGUCUCAGUGACCAGGUCAAGUCGAUCCACCAAGAUUUGGCGCAGCAGAUCACUCGCGACUUCAAGGAGGCGUUCUCCGGUGCGAACGCGAAAAGUUUCAUACCCAACAAGCAGCUGGCGUCCGCCUGUCUUGUGGUCUCGGCGCUCGAGCCGAAAGUGAAACGCGACCUGCUCAAGUGGUUCAUCGAUCUGCAACUGCAGGAGUACAUGCAUCUCUUUAACGAAACCGAGGAGACCGCGUGGCUCGACAAGAUCGACAAGCGGUACGCGUGGCUCAAACGGCACCUGAUCGAGUUCGAGGAUCGGCUGGGCGGCAUGUUCCCGCAGAAUUGGGAGGUGUCGGAGCGGAUCGCUCUGCAGUUUUGCAACGUGACGCGCGAGGAGCUGCCGAAGAUCAUGACGAAGCGGAAGCACGAGGUCGACGUGAAGCUGCUGCUGUACGCGAUACAGAAGACGGCGAAUUUCGAGACGCUGCUCGCGCGACGCUUUACCGGCGUCACGAUAUCUGAGAGUGAAGACGCAGGGCACAAGGAGGGCGCAAAAGGCGUGCCAGCCGGUGACUCAGUUUUCGUGGGGUUGAUCGGGCGAUGCUUCAUUCCGUUUCUCUACAUUUACAUCGAGAGCAUCGAUCGAAAUUUGGCCGAUCUGAUCGAGAGGUUCCUCAACAACGACAACAAGAACAUCAUGACCGAAGCGACUGAGACGCAGGCGAGCGUCCUUCCCAGUUGCGGUGAUCUCUUCGUGUUCUACAAGAAGAGCAUGGUGCAAUGCACGCAGCUGAGCAAGGGCCAAACGAUGCUCGAUCUAACCAAGCUCUUCCAAAAGUAUCUGCGCGAGUACGCCAUUAAAAUACUGCAGAACAAUCUGCCGAAGAUCGAGACGCAGUCGUUGGGCAGCAGCGUUCAGUCGAUCACGCGCGACCUGCAGAAGAUGUCCACCUCAGGUCUGAUACAGAACUUCUCGUCGUUUCUCAAGGAGGGCGAGAUCACGCGUUUCACCAAGGACGAGCUGCGGAAGAUCUGUUGCACGCUUACGACUGCCGAGUACUGCCUGGAGACGACGCAACAGCUCACGCAGAAGCUGAAGGAGAAGACCGAACCGAGUCUGGCCGAUCAGAUCAAUUUGUCGCAGGAGGAGAGCAUUUUUCACAGCGUAAUAUCAAAUUGCAUUCAAAUUUUGGUACAGGACUUGGAGAACGCCUGCGAGCCCGCGUUGACCGCAAUGGGCAAGAUCCAAUGGCAAAGUAUUGAUUGCGUCGGCGACCAAAGCCCGUACACCGCUUCGAUAGCGACCCACUUCGAAAGCACAGUGCCGAUAAUACGCGACCAUCUCUCACAUUCCCGCAAGUACUUCACCCAGUUCUGCAUAAAAUUCGCCAAUUCCUUCAUUCCGAAAUUUACGAACAACAUCUACAAAUGCAAACCAAUAAAUACCGAGGGGGCGGAGCAGCUGCUACUCGACACCUACAUGGUCAAACUGCUUCUGCUAAACCUCCCCUUGGUCGCGUCCCAAAUUAAUCGACAGGCGCCGGCGACCUACACUAAAGCCGUAAUAAAGGGCAUCACGAGGGCGGAGAUGAUUCUGAAGGUGGUGAUGACGCCCGUCGAUCCGUCGAAGGCGUUCGUCGAACAGUUCAUGAAGCUUCUGCCCGAAUGCCAGGCGUCGGAGCUGACGAAGAUACUCGAAAUGAAAAACGUCAAGAAGCAGGAGCAGGCGUACCUGAUCGAGAUAUUUCGCUCGCACAAGCCGGGCAUCGAAAAGGAAACGCAUGAAGACGACGGUGCUACGAACGAAGGUGGACGGAUAAAAAAGUUGGAGAAGCUAAUCAAGAAGGGCUUACCGAAAUAAUUCCUAGCUGUAAGAAAUAAAAAAUAGAAAUCUC
Molecule: messenger RNA, 2528 nt
Organism: Photinus pyralis (common eastern firefly)
Lineage: Eukaryota; Metazoa; Arthropoda; Insecta; Coleoptera; Lampyridae
Gene: Vps53
Product: vacuolar protein sorting-associated protein 53 homolog
Exons: 5
Coding region: 44-2494 (816 amino acids)
Biological process (GO): retrograde transport, endosome to Golgi
Cellular component (GO): GARP complex
Source: RefSeq, a predicted model, not a curated record